This is a messenger RNA of Hymenoscyphus albidus, 2536 nucleotides long. Lineage: Eukaryota; Fungi; Ascomycota; Leotiomycetes; Helotiales; Helotiaceae. The record is from the annotation of a GenBank genome assembly.
ACGAACUCCACCAACACAUUGCAAUCUCGACAAAUUCCGGCCUAUCCAGCAACAUUCGCGUAAAGGAAACUUAACGACGAAUCAUGGCUGUCGGAAAGUGAGUUUCUCGCCCUAUGAUCCUUUCCGACGAUGAUGGACGAUUUCGAGGCUGCGGCCGUGGAUGGAUGGCGGGGCAAAAUAUACAUGACGAGGACGAGCUCUAACAAUGCGACAGGAACAAGCGCCUUUCGAAAGGAAAGAAGGGUCUCAAGAAGAAGACCGUAGACCCUUUCACCCGUAAAGACUGGUUCCAGGUCAAGGUACGCGCAAUUGAUAGUCAGAUACUUGGUUCGCGACGGCUAACAGAUAUGUCAGGCUCCAUCCUCAUUCGCAGUUAGAGAGUACGCACCCUAACAUCCCUCGAAAUAACAUCUCGCAGAUUCUAAUUGAUUUCGCAGUGUCGGAAAGACCCUUGUCAACAGAACCACCGGUCUCAAGAACGCAAACGAUGCAUUGAAGGGAAGAAUCUUUGAGGUUUCUUUGGCAGAUCUCCAGAAGGAUGAGGACCACGCUUUCCGCAAGGUCAAGCUACGUGUCGAUGAGGUCCAAGGAAAGAACUGCUUGACCAACUUCCACGGUCUCGAUUUCACAUCCGACAAACUUCGAUCCCUCGUCCGAAAGUGGCAAUCUUUGAUUGAGGCAAAUGUCACAGUCAAGACCACCGAUGACUACCUCCUCCGCCUGUUCGCCAUCGCCUUCACCAAGAGACGACCAAACCAAAUCAAGAAGACCACAUACGCCGCCUCUUCCCAGAUCAGAGCUAUCCGAAGAAAGAUGACCGAGAUCAUUCAACGUGAAGCCUCUACCUGCACCCUUACACAACUCACUGCCAAGCUCAUCCCAGAGGUUAUUGGUCGCGAGAUCGAGAAAGCCACCCAAGGCAUUUACCCAUUACAAAAUGUAGGCUGAAUCCUGGAGAGAUGGUAAUGGAAGAAUUGUCUAACAUGAUAUAGGUCCACAUCCGCAAAGUCAAGCUCUUGAAGGCACCAAAAUUCGACCUCGGCGCUCUUCUUAACCUCCACGGUGAAUCAAACACAAAUGAAGCUGGUGAGAAGGUUGAGCGGGAGUUCAAGGAGCAGGUUUUAGAGGACGUAUGAACGGUUUGAUGAUGAAUGUCACGGUAUUGGGGUUUUCUUCAACUGGUUAUUUUGCAUGUAGUCAAGGUCUUUGCUUGGGCAUUUGGCGUGACGUGCGUAAAUCAGGUCUAGCAUAGGAGCUAGCAAAAUAAAUCUCAAGCGUUCAGAACAAAAAAGAAAAAAAAUAUUAUGUAUUCUCGAGUUGUACAUGGGUGAUUCAAACUUAUUAAUUGGAGUGGUGGCGAUGGUAGUGUUGUGUUGUAUUGUGUUGUUGGCUACUCAUGGAAAUCUUGGCAAGGGUGCAUCUGACGUCGCUGAUUCAGUUCACACUUCCCAGGCUGCCAGUUUGUGGACAUCAAAAGGCAACUCUCUUUGCAACUCUCUUCCAAACCACCACAUUCUCUUGGAAUAAAUCUUUCAACAUGGCAUCAGACGAGUCCUUACCAACGCUAAAGAUCCUCAUGAUCGGACCAUCAGGCGCAGGCAAAUCCGCUCGUAAGAAACUAACUAUCUGACCGCUCGCCUGCGACUUGAUGCUAACCGUAUUCCCCGCUUCCCAGUCCUGAUACGAUACUGCGACGACCAGUUCGAUGCCGAGUCCUCGACCGCGACGAUAGGCGUAGACUUCAAAGUUCGUUUAUCUUGCCAUCCUCUUGUCUGCAUCGAUGGCAUGUACAGUAUAGAUCACUAACCCAACUCAAAUAACCAGUUAAAACGCCUCUCCGUCCAUGGAAAACCAUACCGACUGAACCUCCUCGACACGGCGGGCCAGGAACGCUUCCGCACCCUCUCGAACUCGUACUACCGUGGUGCACACGGCGUGAUCCUCGUGUACGAUAUCUCGAAUCGGGAGUCGUUCAAUGCUAUGAAUCGUUGGUUUGAGGAGGCGGAGGGGAAUGCGAUGCCCGGCGCGAAGCUGUUCCUGGUCGGGAGUAAGAGUGAUAAGGUUGCGCAGAGGAGGGUGCAGGAGGAGGAGGGGAGGAAGUUGGCUGAGAAGUAUGGGUGUGGGUUUUGUGAGGUGAGUGCGAAGACGAGGGAGGGUGUUCGGAGGCCUUUCGUGGAGAUUGUGGGGGUCAUUGUGGGGGAUAAGGAGUUGAUGGCUAGUGGGGGACGGAAGGGGGCCACUGUUGCUGUUGCUGGUGGGGGAGGAGGGUUUGGUGGUUGUGCUUGUUGAGGAGAGGUGUGGGAUGUUUGAAGUGGUGGGAUACUUCAAGAUUGUAGGAUGUUAUAAGGAUGGAUUGACACGAAUACUUUUCAGAGGAUGGAUGGCAUACAUUGGACAUAGGGAGGGAGUUUUUCUUUUUGGCAUGGACUUUAGCAAGCAUGGGUCGGCCAUUACACAUGAUACCCUUUUUACAUUAGAUUGUUGUAUUCUAUAUUUCUCUUUCUACAAAUUCUACAUAUUACACCUCGGGUUUGAG